Parnassius apollo (apollo) is the source of this 1644-nucleotide messenger RNA. NCBI's taxonomy places the organism in Eukaryota, Metazoa, Arthropoda, Insecta, Lepidoptera, Papilionidae. The record is from the annotation of a GenBank genome assembly.
AUGCGACGUCAUUUGUUUGAUAUGUUAUCUCGAGGUGUAUUAGAAAUUUUCCCAUCAACUAACACCGCAAGAAGAGCUGGCCGGCCACCAGCAAAUUUGUUCCUUAAUAUACUAGCAAAGAAAGAAAAAUAUGAAUCACUGAAAGACAUAAAUCCGACUAAUGAUAUCCAGAUCAUUGACUGUUUAGCACUUACGUAUAGUACUCAAGAAAAACCAAGUCCUACAUUAAGACAUGCCAACAACGAACAUACUGGGUCCGGCCAAGCCAAACGUAGAAGAAAAAAUACUGAUUACACACAGACUAAGCAAAUACGAAAUACUGAGAGCCACAGGGCCACUCGUCAGAUUCCCGUCAUUAUACAGGCAGAGCAACAACGCAACACGCAGGCUCAUCGUUUAGCUCGUGAAAACCCUAUCUUCCGGGAUACAGAACAGCAGCGAAAUACGCAUGCUCACCGCAUAGCUCGGGAAAACCCAGUCUUUCGUGAUAUAGAGCAACGGCGUGAUACCCAGGCUCACCAAAUAACUCGCGAAGAUCCACAUUAUUCACAAAUUGAACGAGCUAGAGACACCAGAGCUCGACAAUCGGCGCGUUGUAAUUCUAUUAAUGAUUGGGAUAAUGUUAAACGAAAAUAUUUUGAUAACACCAAGGAAGGAUACAAUCAUCCUUGUUCAUGUUGUGGUAGAUUAUGGCACAAAAAUUCUGUAAGGAAACUAAUAAAGCAUUCUAUUUCGACUAAAUAUAAUGCAGAAUUCGCGUUAAGUGUAUUUAAUUUGAAUCCUUGUGAUGAAUCUGCGGAGUUUUGCUGUACGUGUGCUAAAUAUAUAACUCAAGGGCGAAUGCCACGAUUGGCAAUAGCUAAUGGAUUGAAGUUUCCAGAUAUUCUGGAUGUUUUGAAUGAAUUAACUUCAAUGGAGGAGAGAUUAGUAAGUCCUCGUCACGUAUUUUUGAAAAUAGUUCGUAGAGGCCAGGGAUUAGGAUAUCAGCAUAGUUUAUCAGGAAAUGUUAUUAACGUACCUGUAAAAAUUAAUAACAUGGUAAAAGCUUUGCCUCGGUCGAUAAAUGAUGACAAUGUCAUCACUGUAGAGUUGAAGCGUAAAUUCUGUUAUAAACAUGGUCGAAAAAAACAAGUCCGCCCGGAAAUCAUACGGAGAUCAGCGGAAUAUUUAGUAACGUGUGAUCUGUUUCGGACAUAUGGUAUAGAACUUGAAGGUUCGUGGACAAAUAAUGAACCUGAAGACACUGUCGAAUGUACCUGCAGUUCACCUGAGCAGGAGAGCAAUGUUGAUGAGAUCCCUGAUGUAAAUCCUGGUGGCACAGAAACUCUGUUAGAUGAAAACCAAGACCUAACAAUAGUUAUGGCUCCAGGAGAAGGUGAAAGGCCAAUUUCCUUGCUUUUUGAUCGACAUCUGGAAGAGCUGGCCUUCAUAAAAGUACAUUGCGCUAUUGAGCGAAAAUACCACGUGAACUUAAGUCAUUCUGAAGUCACACGUUCAGAAAUUUCCAGAAAUUACAGGCGAGCUGUAAGACCUGAUUACCUAUUUACUGCACUGAAAAAUCAACAAACUAUUGCCGUCAAAAAUAAUGUUACGACCUGUUUACGCAAAAAAAACUGUCAGAGGUGCCACUGUAUUUGCAUGUAA